GCCAAACCCUAAUCAGCACAUCCGCCUUUCUCUCUCUAUCAUCACUUCCUCUUCCGCUCUCUCUUCUCUCUCUCUCUCUCUCGCCAAGAGGCUUCAGAGUCGCUUGCCUCAUCCUCGAACGCAAUCGGAGAAAUGGCGAGUGGUCAGCUCACGGCACCCACAUUCUCGGCUAGAUUGGUUCCCUCUUUCGAAGGGCUUAAGCCGUCCACGGUGAAGUUUGCUUCCGUGGGUCCUUUCAAAGCAGGGUCUUUGACGCAAAGGUCCUUCAGAGGGCUCGUUGUGAGAGCUGCCACUGUUGUCGCUCCUAAGUACACUUCUCUGAAGCCCCUGGGUGAUAGAGUGCUGGUCAAGAUCAAGACUGCUGAGGAGAAGACACAGGGUGGUAUACUGCUUCCGACAACAGCUCAAACAAAGCCUCAAGCAGGAGAAGUGGUCGCGGUUGGAGAGGGUAGGACAAUUGGAAAGUCACAAAUUGAUGUCAGUGUGAAGACUGGCAGCCAGGUUGUGUAUUCCAAGUAUGCAGGGACCGAGUUGGAAUUCAAUAGUUCAAAUAAUCUUAUUUUGAAGGAGGACGACAUUCUCGGUAUCUUGGAGACUGAUGAUAUAAAGGACCUGAAGCCCCUAAAUGAGAGAGUCUUAAUUAAGGUUGCUGAGGCUGAGGUAAAGACUGCUGGAGGCCUUCUAUUGACUGAAGCUAGCAAGGAAAAACCUUCUAUUGGAACAGUGAUUGCAGUCGGACCCGGUCCUCUUGACGAAGAAGGGAACAGGAAGCCUCUGUCAGUCUCCGCAGGAAACACGGUGAUGUACUCCAAGUACGCAGGCAACGACUUCAAGGGUGCUGAUGGGUUGGACUACAUCGUCUUGAGGGCAAAUGAUGUAAUGGCUGUGCUCUCCUAGUUUUUCUCUGCAGGUCUAGUUUCUGAUUGUCCAUGAAUGUUACGAGAACUUUUGCUACGAAACGGAUUGGAUCUAAUUUUUUAUUUUCCACCAAAGUGAAAUAGAAUAUGUGGAAAUGCAAUUGCAGAUUCCAAUUCCUGUGGGAAUCAACUUGUUUCUGUUUUUUGGCGAAGUGAAUUGAGUUACUUACA
Messenger RNA from Rhodamnia argentea, 1088 nucleotides. Its product is annotated as 20 kDa chaperonin, chloroplastic-like. Bases 133 to 897 code for a protein of 254 amino acids. Gene Ontology annotation, molecular function: protein-folding chaperone binding; ATP binding; protein folding chaperone. The transcript has 6 exons. The record is from RefSeq and is a predicted model, not a curated record. Gene Ontology annotation, biological process: positive regulation of superoxide dismutase activity. NCBI's taxonomy places the organism in Eukaryota, Viridiplantae, Streptophyta, Magnoliopsida, Myrtales, Myrtaceae. Gene Ontology annotation, cellular component: mitochondrial matrix; chloroplast.